UGUUAUAUCGUUAGGUAUUAGUACACCUAUUGACAUAAUUUUCUAUAAUAGGGGGUACUAAAUGUGACCGGAAGUAUUUGAACUGUUACUGGGUGGUGAUGGACUACAGUAUUGAUCCGUUGUCGCGUGUUUUACAAACAUACGUGGGAAUGUCACGGAUUAAUGCUAAACAUGGAUAAAAUCGUUUAUAAUUGCUAUCUCCUUUUACAGAUAAUUUGUGUGAUUUAUCCUACAUCAUUUAAAGACACUUGAAGAAAAAUUGGGCUGUGUAUGGCUGUUAACCAUUGGAUCUUUUUGGUAUUGGUUGUAUCUUCAUAUCUUCAACAAACAUAUGUAUCCGGAUCCUUUGAUUUUGAUUCGAUGUUGGCGUGUUUCCGAAGAGAGUACAAUUUCAGAGCAACCAAACCAUUUAUAACUCGUCAUGGACUCGUUUUGCCAUGUUCUGAUAUUAUAACAGUUUAUUCCUGCUAUGGCAGGUGCGACUCAAGUGAGAUUGCAGAUUACAAGAUUCCAUAUAAAAUAAGCAACCACAAAGUAUGUACUUAUGGAGAUGUACAGAAACGGACAGUAACAUUAACCAAUUGUCAUCCCUUACAUCCGGAUCCGACCUACGAAGUAUUCGACGCCACGUUCUGUUCUUGUAAAAGCUGUAGUUCUGACAGCACAAGCUGCGAAAAUCUAAAUGGAUAGGAUCAGGGAUCAAUAGACUGAUUUUAUGAUGUUUAUAUCAGAUUAUGGCUAAACGAAGUAUUAUAAAGAAUCAAAUCCUGUUAUUUUUGACAUUAUAUUUUCCCUAUUCUAUUCUUUGUAUUAUACAUUAGUAUUUUUUUUUAAGUAUUAUACUACAGGGACUUCAAUUUAUUGUUACACUCUGUGAACUACCGGAAUCUGUUGUUAUGUAGAAAAGAAACUGAUUUGUUCUGUUGCUAUGUAUCGCAGGUUAUGAAGUGUAGAUCUUUUCAUGAAAAUUGUACAGUGAUCGUUACAUUAGCCAUACAAGGUCAAAUGGACACUCAUUGCAAAGGCAGAUGUAUGGUUAAGCCUUUUAUUUUUGCCCCCAAAUAAAGAAAAAUGAUAGGUUUGUUUCGUCCUUUUCAAAACGAAAAAAUUGAUCAGUGUAGUUUACUUUUACUUACUUAUUUACGAUCAGAAAACUUAAUUAUUUUAAAUAUGUUGUUUUACUGCUAUCAACAUUUUAUUUAAAGAUAUGUUUUUCGAAAUCUGAAAUAUCUUUAUUUAUAUCUAACAUGUAAACUAUAAUGGAUUUAUUUUGGACAUUCUUUUUAUAGUUAUUACAUAAGGGUCUUCUACUACUAGCUAGCAAAGUUCAAGGAUGGCCAGCAACCUUGUAAUCUAAUAAAGUUUUAAGCUUGUAUAGUAUAAUAACAAUAAUGGAACAGCGUUCAAUUCUCAAAUAGAAAGGAGAUAAUUGUCUUGUGGGAGAGAAAUGAAGCUAUGGUUAUUAAGUCACUAGAUACUUUUUUACGUUUUAUGUACGAAAUCUUACGAUGUUAAAAACACCCCAACACUUAAUUAAGUAAUCAGAAUUUAAUUUCGCCUUAAUAUAUCUCUCUUUAUGUGAAUCCAUAACAAAAUGACCUUUAUAAUGUUUACGAGUUUACACACAAGACUUACCCAAGUAUUGAAAAGUAGCAAACAAAUUGCAUAAUACUCCCCUGACCCAUUUUGUGUUGGGUUUUUUAAACGAAAUAUAAAUUAUAAAACUUUCUUUUAAAUGUAUAAAUUUGUCUUAUUUUUACUGAAUAAAAGUGGAAUGAUUAAUGUUAAUGUUUUCAUAAGUAACCAGCGAACCAUUUAGAGUAAAAUUUAAAAUAAAUAGAGGUUUAAAACUCCAAAUAUGGUACCAGAUUGAAAUAUGUGACUGUCGUCUUAAAUUUUAGAUACUGGUUUUAUUAAUUGUCUGUAACUUUGGAUCGUGGGGGUUGGGACAAUACAAGUAAAUUAUACAAUUUCAUUUCGUAUUAAGCUAUGCUGUCAGUAAAUUUUAGCCUCAAUAUGUCACGCGUUGUCUUUGAUAAUUAUAUGUGAUAAUGGUAUAUAUGUAGCUUUGCAGGAGAAAGUCAAAUAUGAAGAAGUUUACAUAUCAGCUUUUAUAUCCUCUAGAUCAAUAAACAUGUAAAAAAAGAUUAAGAAAGUGUAGCUCAUAUCUAUCAAUAAUGAUUGUUAUUUUUUUAUUUAUAAUUUUUGUUUGUCAUAGAAUAUUUGUGACGUCAAUGGUCCGGAGCCGAAUCUCAUGUGAAUAGUACAAUGCUAUAUUUGAUUUUUGUUCAUCUAAUAAAGAAACUAUUUUCUGUUA
This is a messenger RNA of Mytilus trossulus (common blue mussel), 2317 nucleotides long. Its product is annotated as thyrostimulin beta-5 subunit-like. Gene Ontology annotation, biological process: G protein-coupled receptor signaling pathway. Gene Ontology annotation, molecular function: hormone activity. The record is from RefSeq and is a predicted model, not a curated record. The coding region runs from base 271 to 690 and encodes 139 amino acids. Gene Ontology annotation, cellular component: extracellular region; cytoplasm. Lineage: Eukaryota; Metazoa; Mollusca; Bivalvia; Mytilida; Mytilidae. The transcript has 3 exons.